Molecule: messenger RNA, 807 nt
Organism: Myotis myotis
Lineage: Eukaryota; Metazoa; Chordata; Mammalia; Chiroptera; Vespertilionidae
Gene: GJB7
Product: gap junction protein beta 7
Biological process (GO): cell communication
Cellular component (GO): connexin complex
Source: RefSeq, a predicted model, not a curated record
AUGAGUUGGAUAUUCCUCAGAGACCUCCUAAGUGGAGUAAAUAAACACUCAACUGGGAUUGGGCGGAUUUGGCUGGCUGUUGUGUUCAUCUUCCGUUUGCUGGUCUACAUGGUGGCAGCAGAGCAUGUGUGGAAAGAUGAGCAGAAAGAGUUUGAGUGCAACAUUAGACAGCCUGGUUGUGAAAACGUGUGUUUUGACUACUUCUUCCCCAUCUCCCAGGUCAGACUUUGGGCCUUACAACUGAUCAUGGUCUCCACGCCUUCACUUCUGGUGGUUCUACAUGUAGCCUAUCGUGAGGGUAGAGAGAAAAGGCACAGAAAGAAACUAUAUGUUAGCCUAGGUACGAUGGAUGGGGGCCUGUGGUACACUUACCUUAUCAGCCUCAUUGUUAAACUUGGUUUUGAAAUUGGCUUCUUGGUUUUAUUUUACAAGCUGUAUGAUGGCUUCAGUGUUCCUUACCUUAUGAAGUGUGAUCUGAAGCCUUGUCCCAACACUGUGGACUGCUUCAUGUCCAGACCCACCGAGAAAACCAUCUUCAUCCUCUUCAUGGUGGUUACCUCAUGCCUGUGUAUUGUGUUGAAUUUCACUGAACUGAGCUUUUUGAUUCUCAAGUGCCUUCUUAAGUGCUGCCUCCAAAAAUACUCUAAAAGACCCAAGUUCUCAGUGUGUGAGUGCCCCAACCUCAGAUAUGUUGAAUGUGGUGAGGUAGGGGCCCCUCCGCUACUCCAGAAUCACCAUUCAGCCUCUGCCAUAAGCACAACUCGGGAAAGUGAAACAAAGCUACUUUGCAACACACUAGAAGAUUAA